This is a messenger RNA of Pseudophryne corroboree (corroboree frog), 8403 nucleotides long. It is a transcript of the gene MGAT5, whose product is annotated as alpha-1,6-mannosylglycoprotein 6-beta-N-acetylglucosaminyltransferase. Gene Ontology annotation, biological process: protein N-linked glycosylation. The transcript is spliced from 17 exons. NCBI's taxonomy places the organism in Eukaryota, Metazoa, Chordata, Amphibia, Anura, Myobatrachidae. The coding region runs from base 468 to 2696 and encodes 742 amino acids. The record is from RefSeq and is a predicted model, not a curated record. Gene Ontology annotation, molecular function: alpha-1,6-mannosylglycoprotein 6-beta-N-acetylglucosaminyltransferase activity. Gene Ontology annotation, cellular component: Golgi apparatus.
CCUAGACCUGCUCUCCCAGCUCGGUACGUCGUAAGCAGCGCUUCGUCUUUGCUUCCUCCCCGCCUGUGUCGCGGUGGUUCGGCUCACACUGGUUGGAGGUGCAUUGGGUCUCGCCCUAUAACUGUGUGUGUCUGUGCUGCAGGCAGGGUGUCUUCUUGGGGACAACAGGGAGCCGCAAUCUGCAAGAUCGAGCACGGAUGGGGUUUGCACGAUACACGUCUCGGGCACCAAUGUGCCAUGGAAGCGAUUUUCAGAACGCCCCGUGAUCGCAGCAACCGAGAGAGGGCAAGGAUGCGACAGUAUCGCCCAGCUAGCAGCAGCAGCAGCAUUACGGCGCUGAAUGGAAGCAUCCUGAUGAGUGAGGUGCUGCAACUACCGUCAGCCUUAUGAACAGUAAUAUCAUGGGUUUGAAUGCAUUCUGCGGCCUUUGAAGCAACUGUGCUGGCAGAAGAAUUGCUCAGAAGGUCAUGGCGCUCUUUACACCUUGGAAACUGUCCUCCCAGAAGCUUGGCUUCUUCCUGGUGACUUUUGGCUUUAUCUGGGGCAUGAUGUUACUUCAUUUUACCAUUCAGCAGCGGACUCAGCAUGAAAGCAGCACCAUGCUCCGCGAACAGAUUUUGGAUCUCAGUAAACGAUAUAUCAAAGCCCUGGCGGAAGAAAAUAGGAACGUAGUAGACGGGCCAUAUGUCGGGACAAUGACAGCAUAUGAUUUAAAGAAGACGCUGGCGGUUCUUCUGGAUAAUAUAUUGCAGCGUAUUGGGAAAUUGGAGUCAAAAGUAGACACCCUGGUAAUAAAUGGCACUGGAUCAAACUCCACAAAUGGUACCACGACCGUGAUCCCCAGCAUAGGGGCAGGUGAUAAAUUAAAUAUUGCAGAACUCAUUAACGGGGCCCAAGAACAGUGUGAUUUGCCUCCCAUGGACGGCUACCCUCAUUGUGAGGGUAAAGUAAAGUGGAUGAAGGACAUGUGGCGAUCUGACGUGUGUUACUCCAGUUAUGGUGUUGAUGGCUCCACGUGCUCUUUUUUUAUUUACCUCAGUGAGGUUGAAAACUGGUGUCCUCGACUGCCUUGGAGAGCUGUAAACCACAAAGAGGAAACUGAUAAACGUACAAUGGCUGAGAUCCGCACAGACUUUGAACACCUCUACACAGUAAUGUUAAAACACGAGGAGUUUCGCUGGAUGACACUGAGAAUAAAGCGAAUGGAUGAUACGUGGAUCGAAGCCAUCAAGUCUCUAGCAGAGAAGCAGAAUCUUGAGAAACGCAAGAGGAAAAAGAUCCUCGUUCAUCUUGGGCUUCUGACAAAAGAAUCCGGAUUCAAGAUAGCUGAAAAUGCGUUUAGCGGAGGACCGCUCGGCGAAUUAGUCCAGUGGAGUGACUUAAUUACAUCUCUUUACUUACUGGGCCAUGAUGUCAGGAUUUCAGCUUCAAUAGCUGAGCUGAAAGAGAUUAUGAAGAAAGUUGUGGGGAACAGAUCUGGAUGCCCUACGCAGGGAGACAAAGUGGUAGAACUCAUAUAUAUAGAUAUUGUUGGACUUGCUCAGUUCAAGAAGACUCUGGGCCCAUCUUGGGUUCAUUAUCAGUGCAUGCUGCGAGUUCUGGAUUCCUUUGGUACAGAACCAGAGUUUAAUCAUGGGCACUAUGCUCAGUCUAAAGGACACAAAACUCCUUGGGGAAAAUGGAACCUGAACCCUCAGCAAUUUUAUACCAUGUUCCCUCACACUCCUGAUAACAGCUUCCUCGGAUUUGUGGUGGAACAGCAUCUCAAUGCCAGUGACAUCAGACACAUGAACGACAUCAAACGCCAGAAUCAGUCGCUCGUGUACGGGAAGGUUGACAAUUUCUGGAAGGACAAGAAUACAUAUCUGGAUAUCCUUCAUACCUACAUGGAAGUACACGGCACCGUACACGAGAAGGGCACAGUUCACAUGCCCAAUUAUGUGAAGAAUCACGGGAUCCUCAGCGGACGGGAUCUACAGUUCUUGCUCAGAGAGACCAAAUUGUUUGUAGGGCUAGGAUUUCCAUAUGAGGGGCCAGCCCCCCUGGAAGCGAUUGCAAAUGGCUGUGCUUUUCUGAACCCUAAAUUCAAUCCAGCGAAGAGCAGCAGGAACACAGACUUCUUUAAGGGCAAGCCAACCCUUCGGGAGUUAACAUCCCAGCACCCCUACGCCGAAGUAUAUAUUGGGAAACCGCAUGUUUGGACAGUGAACAUCAAUGACCCUGAGGAGGUUGAAAAAGCAGUGAAAGCAAUAUUAAAUCAAAAGAAUGAACCUUACCUGCCCUACGAGUUCACGUGUGAAGGAAUGCUUCAGAGGGUGAACAUGUUCAUCGAAAAACAGGACUUCUGUCACGGGCAAGUUAUGUGGCCGCCAUUAAAUGCGCUGCAGGUGAAAUUUGCGGAUCCUGGCAAAUCAUGCAAACAAGUCUGCCAGGAAAAUCAACUGAUUUGUGAACCUUCCUACUUCCAGCAUCUCAACAAAGACAAAGACCUGGCCAAGUUCGGCAUCCAUUGCCAGUCAUCUGACGUCGCAAAUGAUAUUGUGGUCCCGUCCAUUGACAAAAAGAAAAAUCAUUGUGUGUUUCAAGGCGAUCUUUUGUUGUUCAGCUGUGCAGGAUCCCAUCCCACCCACAAGAGGGUCUGUCCAUGCAGAGACUACAUGAAAGGACAAGUUGCACUCUGCAACGACUGUCUAUAGCAUCCGCUGUACCUCCUCCCAUUGGAUGGGAUCAAUUAACAACUAUGUACCAGGGCACAAACGAUUUCUUGCUCUCAUGGAAACAAGCAAGUUUGUAAUUUCCUAAGGAGUGCACCUUAUUGUUAUUGGAAUUUUGCAUUGUGAGGUGGAUCGCUUGAAAGGAAUGCUUUGGAAAUCAUAAUGCCUUCCACCGCUGCGCUACUUAAAGAUUACGUAGCUGACCAUGAGAUUAUAAAAUAAAUCUGCUUUCGCCAUUUUUUUAUUUUACUGUCAAAAAGCAGGACAUGGCUGAGCAGACCUGUUCACUGGAUUUAUCAGGAAUGCUAGGAUGCCAUAUCAGUAAACAUCCACUGCAUGCUGCAAUUUGAAAUCAUGGUUGACCCUGCAGUCCGCUGGCUAUAAUAGGACUACACGCUAAUGCAUGACUACUCCAAAAUGUCUUCAAGAUAAUCUACUGAUGGGUUGCAGCACUGGUGUUGCAAAUUAACUGAAAUUGUGGUUGGUUGGUUUGUUUGUUUGCUUUUUUAAGGAAAAAGAAAAUAAUGAAAAACACUCGAAUAAUAUUGUCUUGUAGAGAAAAACAAAUCUACAUUGAACCUGUUUUCUGGUCUGAAUAGGGAUUGCACUAGAAAAGAUACAAGGCGAGUUUUCGCCAUUUUUCCACCACGAUUAGAUCACAGAACCCUGUUAGGCACAGGAUUGGAGCUAGCUUGGCUCUUCCCAUAAGCCUUUGGGAGAAAAUAUUUUAAAAAAGAAUACCAUAAAAUCAUUGUGUGAUAAUGGUAAUACUGAUUAAGUUAGUUUAGACAAAGCCUGUGCUUUAAAGACUGUAGCAGUAGAAAAGUAAAAAAAAAAUAUAUAUAUAUAUGUAUACAGCUUGUAUAUUUAUUUUUAUUUUUGGGGCAUGUCUGUGAGAUAAUUAUGUAUAUAUUUAACAUAUGUGGAGUAUUUUUAUUUGAAUAUUUAUGAUGCAGAAAGGGUGUACAUUUUAAGUUUUUCAUUUUAUUUUAUUGCAGGUGGAGACCAAGUUGGGCCAGUAUACCUGUGAUCUGUAUAUGUUGGGGGCAACCAUUUUGUGAGGUGAAGCUGUUUCAGCUGAUCUGUAUACAAAGAGCUUGUAUAAUAACACUGAAGGAUGGGGCACAGAGCUCAUAGUUAAUUAAUGGGCUUUAUUCUGAUGGAUUUUUGCUUAACCUCACAAAAUGGCUACCUGCUCUUUAAGCAGUUCUUUGAGUGCUCACAGGAUCAUGUGUAAUUGAAGUGCGAUCAGUAGAGUAGGUUUAGAUAGUGGGAAACAACUGCAGUCGUCGUUGAACUACAAGUGCCAAGUUUGUAGUCAUGCAGUGACUGCAGUACUUCAUGCUGCCUAUUGCUGUACUAUAGGUACUUACAUUUCAAAAAGGCAAAAACUUUUUUUUCAUUUUGGUUACAGUGGCCGCUGAGAUUUAGUAAUACAGGCACCAAUCUUAGCGCUAAUUGCACAGAAUCCUUCCAUCAGCCACAUUUCAAGAUUAAAAUUGUUUACAAUGAUGAAAAUUUAUCUAUAUAUAUAUAUCACUUUAUUAGAGCUGAGAAAUAACUUUUUCUUUUAUUUUAAAUUUGGUGAGACCAAGAAGCAGCUGUAAACGUGGAUAUUUACAUAAGAUUAGCAGACUUCAAUCACAUGUGGCUAUCCCUUGGUUUAUACAACUACAAGCCCUAGACAGCUGGAAGAUGGCAAGACAUGUUUGUGGUUCCAUAACAGCUGGAAAGCCAAAGGGUGCCUGCCACUGAUGUAUAGACUGGACAAUAUGUGUAGUAUGUGCGCACUGCCAUAAUCCUGUGCUGCAGGUGUCUGUACCCAAUCUUUGAUUUAAAACUACAGAUUACAUGUGCCCACACAGAAGUAGAGCUUCAUAUUUUAUAACCCAGUGUGACACUUAAAAGGUCUCUUAAACCAUUAACCUGACUUAACACUGCAGUGCUUUUGAAAACAACACUGGGGCAUAUGCAUUAAGACUGGGGAAGGCAUAAAGAAGUGAAAAGUGCAAGGUGAUAAUGCAGCAACCAAUCAGCUCAUAACUGUCAAUUUACAUAUUGGAGCUGAUUUGCUGCUGCAUUAUCACCUUGCACUUAUCACUGCUUUAUCACUUCUUUAUGCCUUCUCCAGUCUUAAUACAUCUGCCAAAGUGUUACCAACCCUCCUCCACUACAGACAGCUAAAGCCCUGUCCUCACCUUCAAAACUGUGUCCUAAAGGGAGCCAGCAUCUGAGACUGCAGUCAUUUCAGUUACUGUGACCUCACCAUCAGGCUCCUAUGCAGAAGUCAGCCAGUCCACACAGUGCAUUUCUAAAAAGCUGAUUGGCAGUCCAUCACUGUCAGCAUUUAAAGAUACCUCUCCCUCUUAACACGUCAAUCUGCUGCAGCAGAGGAAUGAGAACAUGAUUAAAUAUAAACACUCUAGUCAUUUCCUGUAUAUUAUUCAGCUCAGUAGUGCCUGCUGCCAUUACAUACUUGUCAGGCCAUUUGUGUUGCAAUUCACUGCUUGUCUGUGGACCGUAAAAAAGUCUUUAAGAAAAUAAGUAGGCCACUAAGAAUCGGAUGUACAGAAGGGUGACUGCUUUUUUAACAUGCUGGAAUGAUCCCUUUUCAUAUUCUGCAAUAUGGCAGUACAAAUGUAGGGUACAAAUUUGGCCAUGCCGCCUGCACUGCUAACAAUAUAAAUUCAUGUACAUUAGCCACACGUGGGUUGGGGAAAGAAUUCUACAACCCAGCUUAUCACAGACUGGUUCUGGUGGCACCUCUACUGUUUUGUUUUUCCCGGGGGGAGCCUGCAGUCCCCAGUGCUCAUUUGUACAGAAAAGCCUCUGGUGCAGCUUUGAUGUGAGAUUCUAGCAGUGAUAAACGAGGAGGAUGGGGCUAAAAAUGGUGACUUUUCUGGUUGGAUCACAAGAGCCUUAUUCCAAACAUGGACCGGCCAUCAUUUUAGCUCCGUGCAUUGGGCCUCUACCCUGCUUUAGCAAUGCACCAAGUUCCUCAGUGUAUACAAUCACUGCACCCAUGUAUCUACUUAAAUCUAUCUGGGUUUGUAUUUUUUUUUUUUUUUUUUUCAGUACAACAAAUUUUUAUUUCAGUUAUGUUUAACAGGCAUGUUUACUCCUUAAAUCUUUUCUGGAAGGGCCCCAGCGGGACACAUAAAUUGAGGAACUUCAUUUAUUCCUUUACCAAGCCUUGAACAUGAGAGCUUUAAAAAAAAACAAAAAACCUUCUAGACGGAUGCUGCUGUAUUUUGUUUCCUGUUCACAUGCGGCUGUCACUGGCACUUGGCAGGAAACCAUAGCCGUGUAGUCAGGAGAGUUACUAAUAUAGUAUGGUAUCUGCUCCAGAAAUUACUCCUAUAGCAAUUGUUUGGUUGGUUUGUGUGUUUUUGUUUGGUUUUCUAGUUGUAUAAUUUCUUUGAAAUCAAAGGCCGUUACAAAAAAAAUGUAGGUUUGUUUUUUCUUUUUUAUAAACAGUUGAACCAAUGGCUUUUAUGUUGACCCAGUGAAAACUAUUUUGUCAAGUUUGUUCUAAAGAUGAGCACUGUGUAUUAGAGAGAGUUUGUGUGUUAAGACGACUUGUUAAAUUGUGCUAUUUGCCAUUUCCAUACAGAUUCUGACUUUAUCGUUCUUUAGUUAGAAGCAGACAUGUAGUUGCUGUGGGUUACAGCAUGGUUUGAAUAAUCCCAAUGGUUUUAGGCCACAUUCCACUGCCGGCAGUUUGAAUAACAGUCUAAUCAAUUCCAAACAUUUACAUACAUUUCCCAGUAAAGCACAGUCACUGCCAUGUACGUGCUCCUUUAAUCAUCACCUUCUACUCUUCAUAAUGUUAAUCUUACCACCUUCUAAAAUGAACCAACAUAUACCUAAAAAUGGGCAUUCGUUAUUUUAUUUGCUGCACUGAUCUGUAUGUGUAAAAGGCUACAGUUGUAUAGAGAUAAUUUAUCAGCAAUGCUAUGUAAUGUAUGUUUUGUAACCGUUUUGUCCCACAUUUAAAAAUUUCACAAUUAAGGGGUAAAAUGUUUCAACAGAUUUAUGUCGGUUUUUACCUUAGUAACUUAUUAUAUUUCCUGCUGCCAAUGGUGACAAAUUUCUACAAUACACACUGUUAAAAUGACAGACGACCUCAUUAUCUCAUAUAUAUGCAACUUAUUUGCACAUGUACAAAUAGAAUUGCUUCUUUUGUUUGUGGGUCUUGCAUUUUGGGGGUCUCGCUUGUAAAUUUCACGUGUUUUUAUGUCUCUUUGGAAAUGUUGAUUUGUGUCUUUUAAUUUAAUUUGAAUACAGUAUGUGCCUUUUAACUUUAUAAGGUUGUGUCAUGAAGUGGGGUCCGUUUGAACAAUUUAUAAUGGAGCACAACAAUAUUGCAUACAUAUACUUUAUGUAGUAUUAUAAUGUAAAUUGUGUAUCUUGAACUUAAGUAUGUCGUGUUAACCACUACUUUUUUAAUUUCUUUGAAUCCUUUACGGACAGAAAAAAAAAAUGUAUAGUUUUUUUUCAUAACCUUAAUAAGAUGCAUGGUAUAGGUCAAAAAGCAGAAACUGCAGUCUGUAAAGCUGCUGUGACAUCACUAGCCCCACUCCUGAGUAAGAAUAUAUGCAGUGCAUUUCUAUAGAGCCAGUCUGCAUCCUGCCAAUGUACCUGCUAAUAAUCGGGAGGGGGAUUAGGACAAAUCAUUCCUCUAAUCCACCCUCAGAUGUGUCUGAUCUGCCCACCAAUUGCUAAAUUCUACCCAUUUCAGGUACCAUAAAUCUAGACACUGUCCUAUGAAAAUGAGGACUGUUAGGUGUCGGCCCAGACUGCAGUCACCAUCUGUAUCAAUCAUGUUUGAUCCAGAUUGACCGGUUACUGCUACGGGCCUGUAGAUGUUCGCACUGGUUCCCUUGCUCCACUGUCCUCCCUGGUUUUCUUCCCAGUUUGUUGUAUGGAUCGUUUUCUUUGUCAGUGUUGUGAUUUACAUUGACAAAUGAAAAGAUGAACCACAAAGUAUUCUGAAAACCAACUUGAGAAAUUCCUAUGUUUAAUGCAUUUGCCAUUAGACAGAUUGAUAUAUUUAUAUGUUCAUGGAUUUAGCCUUUUGAAAAUAUAAUAUUCCCAUAUCAAAUUUAUCAUAUUGAUCUUGUCCUGCAAUUCUCCAUUUAUGUUUCAUAUUCAACAGUUGGUUGUAGAUUAACUACGAAAACUGUUUAGUGUACUGUAUAUUAUACAUUAUAUUUGGUGGGGGGAAGGUGUUAUGUACAAAACCCUAAAGUUGCACACAAUUUCCUUGAACAUAAUUAAUAUUUAUAGCACUCCCGGCAAGUAAUAUAAUUUGGUUACAGCAUUUUAAUUGUACUAUACAUAAUGUGACUUAGUGAAAAACAGUGCCCCUAGCCUGGCUGAAGAAAGGUUGUAGCAGACAAUUGGGUACACUCCUCCAGCAUUUCCUGUGUUGUCUGCUACUGACCCUGUCCGGAAAUCCGUUGUGUUCCAUUAUAUAUUGUUCUAGCAGUUCACCAUUUACAAAGUAGAGAUUGUAACAAUUUGUAUGGUGUUGCUAAAAUUUUGAGCUGUACAAAGAGUACAGAUUUCUAAGCAGUUGUAAAUGUAUGAUUAACGUAUCUCUAACAUGAACCAUAAUGUUUUCAUUGUUGUAGAAAAGAAAAUCUAGGGGAACUUUAUUUUUCAAUAAAUCUUUUUCCUGUGUGAA